Molecule: messenger RNA, 2749 nt
Organism: Procambarus clarkii (red swamp crayfish)
Lineage: Eukaryota; Metazoa; Arthropoda; Malacostraca; Decapoda; Cambaridae
Product: neprilysin-1
Biological process (GO): protein processing
Cellular component (GO): plasma membrane
Molecular function (GO): metalloendopeptidase activity
Source: RefSeq, a predicted model, not a curated record
CAAUUCCAGAUAACACCUUGAGGCGGUCUAUGGAGUUCAUCUUAUCUGGAGUAUAAGUACAAGGGCCUUAUAACCACCCCUGAGUCAGCUUAGGUGAGUGUGGUGGUCACCUGGCCUCUUCUACACCUUCUAGUUAACGGCAGGGUGAUGGAGUGUGGCAGGAGCGAGGAGGUGCUGGUGGAGACCAGGAGUCCUGGAGAAGGCGUCGGGGCCGUGUGGCGCCGGAGGACGUCCCUGGAGAAGGCGCUGCUGGGGGUGUCCCUGGUGGCUGUGGUCGCGUGCGUCGCCCUCGUCGGCGUGGUGGCCGUCGGGAGCUCCGGGGUCCCGUCUGACAGUGAGCAGGUUGACAGGCACGCACUGGUCCAGCCAUCACCACAGGAGGCGCGGGAUGUCCCGACAUCAGUCAAGAACCCGACGUCCUCGGGGAAGAAGAAGUCGACCCGACUGCCAGUGUACCACGCGCGCACCGACCAAGGGGCCGACUUUGACAUCUGCAGCAGUGUGGAGUGUACUCUGGCGGCCGCCUCCAUCAUCGAGGCGAUGGAUGCCACCAUUGACCCUUGUCAGGACUUCUAUCAGUUUGCUUGUGGCGGCUGGAUAGAGCAGAACCCAGUGCCUGAGGAAGCAUCGAGAUGGGGCCAGUUUGACCUUCUUGACAGGGAACUCAGCAAUGCCCUCAGCGGCAUCCUGUCGGAGGCACAGAACCCAGAUGACCCCAAGCCCAUUAAUCAAGCCAAAACGUUUUAUGCGGCUUGUAUUAACGAACAGCUGCUGGAGACCAUUGGCGUGGCGCCGUUGACUGACCUGCUCUCCCAGUUUGGCGGCUGGCCCAUGACUUUGACUGACUGGACUGAAGAAUCAUUUGACUGGCAGAACUCCGUCGCCGAGAGCAAGCGUCAGCUCAAUGCAGAUUAUUUGAUAAAUGUUUGGGUGUACGCUGACGAGAAAAACACGGACGUGACAGCUAUAUACAUUGACCAGACGUCUCUGGGCAUGCCUCGAUCAGUGCUCACAACGCCCUUGAACUAUGAGACGAGAAUCACAGCUUAUAAGACCUACAUGGCUACCACAGCUUCCAUCAUAGCCGAAGCUUUGGCACAAAACGCAAGCGCCAUUGAUGCUCAGGUUUCUGAUGUCCUUGACUUCGAAAUGGCUCUGGCCAACAUCACUUCCCCAGCGGAGGACAGAAGAGACAUCAAUCGCAUGUACAACCCCAUGACAGUGUCGGAGCUCAGCCAGUUAACCGCAGGAUCGGACCUGGACUGGGUAAAGCUGCUCUCCACAGUCUUCGGCUCGACGGAUAUUGUCAUCGACGACACCACCAGGGUGAUCGUCCAAGAGAUCGAGUACCUGAAGAAGCUGGCAGCUCUGGUGGCGUCAACGAGCGCUCGUACAGUGUCCAAUUACAUACUGUGGAGGUAUGUGAAGGCCCGCGGUGACGAUACCAACCUGGCCAUGCGCGAGGCGUCCUUCCAGUACGAGAUGGUAGCCAGUGGCGUCACGGCGCAAGAGCCACGCUGGAAGACUUGCGCCGAUGAAACCAACAAUUUCAUGGGCAUGGCCGUGGGGACGAAGUACGUGGAGACCUACUUCUCUCAGCAGGCCAAGGACGAGGCCAGCGAGAUGGUCGAGGACAUCCGCUCAGCUUUCAAAGAUCUUCUGGAUAUCAAUGACUGGAUGGAUGAAGAAACUAAGCCCAAAGCUAUUGAAAAGGCCGAUGCCAUCACCAAGUUUAUUGCCUAUCCGGACUGGUACGGGAACACCAGUGCGCUUGAGUCCUUCUACAGCGGCCUUGAGGACCUGGCCAGCGACGCCCACUUCCUCAACACACUCAAGCUCAGCACCUGGACGAGCGCUGACGAGCUGGGGGACUUUGGUGAGCCGACACAGCGGGACAAGUGGCUGUCUCCCCCCACCAUCGUCAACGCCUUCUACUUGCCGGAGUUCAACUCCAUCACCUUCCCGGCCGGCAUCCUGCAGCCGCCCUUCUACCGCGCCAACUCCCUCCAGGCCCUCAACUAUGGCGGCAUUGGUCAGGUGAUAGGGCACGAGAUCACGCACGGGUUCGACGACGAGGGCCGCCAGAACGACAAGAACGGCAACGCCAUCCCCUGGUGGAGCAACGCCACGCUCGAGGCCUUCCAGCAGCGAGCCCAGUGUAUUGUUGACGAAUACGGCAGCAUUCGUGUCCCGGAAAUUGAUGAAUUGUUGCCGAACGCCACACUUAACGGUGUCAACACUCAGGGGGAGAACGUGGCAGACAAUGGGGGAUUGAGGGAGGCUCUGCUGGCCUACCAGAAGUACAUCGAGCGGUACGGGGAGGAGCCCCGUCUGCCCGGCCUCACCGACUACGACCCCUACCAGCUUCUCUUCCUCUCCAACGCCAACAUCUGGUGCAACUCCAUCACCCGCGAGGCUCUCCUCAACCAGGUCCUCACCGACCCGCAUUCCCCCGCCAAGUACCGAGUGAUCGUCCCCAUGAGCAACAUGGAGCAGUUCUCAGACAUAUGGGGCUGCCCAGCUGACUCCCCCAUGAAUCCCAGUAGCAAGUGUGUGGUCUGGUAGGCUGUGCAAGCCUCCAGUGUCUCAAUAUGCUUCACCCAACCUAGCUCUCUCUCUCUCUCUCUCUCUCUCUCUCUCUCUCUCUCUCUCUCUCUCUCUCUCUCUCUCUCUCUCUCUCUCUCUCUCUCUCUCUCUCUCUCUCUCUCUCUCUCUCUCUCUGUUGAAAUAUAUUUGGAUGGCCUCAUGA